Labrus bergylta (ballan wrasse) is the source of this 5107-nucleotide messenger RNA. RefSeq names its product histone-lysine N-methyltransferase SETD1B-A-like. Gene Ontology annotation, cellular component: Set1C/COMPASS complex. Lineage: Eukaryota; Metazoa; Chordata; Actinopteri; Labriformes; Labridae. Gene Ontology annotation, molecular function: protein binding; histone H3K4 methyltransferase activity. The record is from RefSeq and is a predicted model, not a curated record.
AUGGAAAUCGACAAACAAAGUUCUGAAAAAGAGACACAGCCUCAGCACUGGACGAGCUGCAAGUUGAUUAUUGACCCCGCAUUGACAAAAGGACUGUACAAAGUGUACCGUUAUGAUGGACAAUAUUAUAACAUACCCGUGGAGGACUUAGGGCUGUUUCCUGUGGUUACACUCAGAGAUCCUCGUAUCUGCCGCCUGUGGAGCAAAUUCAUCAAGACUGACCUUUUACUUCCUAAAUUUAAGGUUGAUGGGUGGUAUAUCGACCCUGUUCCUCCCAAAGAAGUGACAUUCUCCAGGUUGAACGACAAUGUAAGGGAGGCGUUCUUGACUAAUAUGUGCAAAAAACAUGGGAACGUUGAAGAAGUGCAAAUAUUUUUCAGUCCAAAGAACAACAAGCACUUAGGGCUCGCAAAGGUCGUCUUCGACACAGUGAAGGCUGCUAAAGAAGCUGUUCAGCACCUGCAUCAGACAUCAGUGAUGGGAAAUAUUAUUCAUGUGGAAAUCGAUCCGAAAGGAGAAAACAGGGCUCGAUACCUCCAGCUCCUCUUACAAGGCCUCUACACUCCGUGGACGUUGCCAGUGGGCAGCAGUGAGGGAGCUCUUCAAAGCUUAAUCGACAGCUUACUGGGGAGCACAGCUACCCAGAGACAGGCGAGUAUCUCCAGCCCCACCAGCAUCGCUACCCCCCUGUCUUUGGACACCGCUUACUCGAGUAUUUGGCACGAUACACCCUGCAGCUUUGGGCUCACACCGCGUUCUCAGGGAACCCCCCGCACUCCUUGCUUCUCUGCUACUCCUCUCUCACAGGACUCCUGCUACUCCAGUCUUCAGGCGACUCCAGUCCUCCUGGGGGAGCCCUCUACAUAUAGUGUUCACAAACCGUCAAUAAGACGAGAGCUCUGCCAUGGUAAACCUGCGAGGUAUCACAGGGGAUCCGGCGAAGUCUCAGAUGCCAACUUCAUUUUAAAGCAUUGGCAACCACAGCCAACACACACACCAAACACGACUCAGAUACCAACCAGCAGGCAGCAGCUCACACUGUGGGGUCAAAAUGAAAAAUCAUCUUCUCUGGAUGAUACAGAGCCUUCCUUUGACAUUGUCUCCCCUUUUGAAGAGUCCAGAGAAGUACUCAGCACUACAUCCAAGUCUUUAAUCCACAAGUCUUUUAGCAUCAUGAGCAUUCAAUUAACGGCUAACCAGCAGACAGCAAAUAAUGAAAGUAGUUACAUAACAAACUUGUCUCCACCUGAUGCUGACUUUUCCUGUGUCAGCCCUCAUCCAGAGGUUGAGAGUUUGGACUCUCGCAUUGAAAGUUUACUAAUAAACAGCCAGAAUACUAAUCCUUCAUACUUUGUUAGAAGGACAGAUUUGGACUCUGAGGACAGCCCAGCAUCGCCCUGCUCACCAGGGUCUCCUUGUGGAUCCUACAAAGCAGACCAUCAGCACUUCUGCAACAAUACAGGGGAUGCCAGUUCAGCUUGGCUAGAAAAUGAAGACGAUGAAACUGCGGAAGCUGUUUCAUUUCUCACAAGGAACUCCCAAUCUCCCAAUCCUUCUGAUUUCACACAUUUGGAAAGGAGGGCUCACAUAAACAAUGAACAUCGGGCAAAAAAUGAAGACGAAGGACCACCUGGAGCUUUGACACCCACACCAGAGAUCCUCUCUCGUCCUCUGCCUCCACCUUUCUCUUCUCUUAAGAGCACCACUCCUCUUCAUGCUCCUCCUGUCAUUAGACCCAGAUCUUGCCAUCCACCAGUGCCCCCUUUUCCCUUCCCUAUCCCUCCCUUUCCUCCACCUGUCCCACCUCGCUUGCCAAAUGGUACCAUCCCCAUCCCACCUCCAGGCUGGAUCCCACCUCCAGGUCAUCACCCCCCGAUCCCCAUUCCUCCUCCCCAUAUUCCCCCUCCUCCUUCAAUCCCCCCUCCACUACCUUUUCUAAGACCCCCUCCACCUUUAAUGCUGCUUCCUUCUGUUCCCCCUCCUGCGCCCACCUUCCCCAUUCAGCCUAUAGGAGGUUUAGAUAAGGGGACUGCUCUAAGGCCUGGCAGCACACCUUUACCUUUACCUCAACCUCCCUGGCCAGCUCCACCUUUUCCCAGGUUUAACCCCUUUGUGCCACCUCCAGGCUUCCCACUCCUGCGGGAAAAUCCUCACAAGGUCACAAUAGAAAAAGUUCUCGAAGUAUUUAUGGAUGAACUGAGGUCGAUCAUUAAGAAGGACAUAACACGACGAAUGAUUGAAGGUGUCGCUUUCAAGGCGUUUGAGGACUGGUGGGAUUGUCUAGAGGAGAAAACAAAGAUACUAGUUUCUCCUUUGAAAAAUGGGUCACUGAGUGCUGAAAAGAGGACCAAACUAAUAGAUCCAGUCAGUCACAUCAGGGGCCAAGGCAGAAAACCUCCUCUGCCAUCCUUCAAGGUAAAAAGGAAAAAAGAUGAUCCAGCUUCAUCAGAAAAGACAGAUAAUGUUUUGUGUUCUAAUCAUGAACGUUCUGAAGUGCAGCAGGGGGUGAACACAUGUAGACCUGCAUCUGAGAGAGCCAAACGCAGACAUGCAAGACCACAUGCGCUGGAUAGUGAAGAUGAUGAUGAUGAUGAUGAUGGAGAUGAGGGGAACUCAGAAGAAGGCACACUUCAAGAUAAAGAAAUAACAUCAAACAAAGUUGAGGAUAUUUUGCCAGUUGAUGAUGAUCCUCAGAUCACGUCCAACAGAGAGGAUCAUGACGCAAGUGAUGAUAGAAAUCAACCCGAGGAAGAUGAGGAGUUUGCACAACAACACACAGAGGAUGAAGAUGCUGUCAUCUGCCAAACUAGUGAAGGAGAACAGAGUUUAGGCAGUGAGACUUGUUCAGAGAGCAGCUUGUCGGAGGAAAGCGAGUGCUCAUCAAACUUGGACUCCUCUGACUCGUUCACCUCAGAGAGCUUCGAGGACUCGUCAGACUCAGACCUCAGUCCCGAAGAAGACACAGAGGGCAACGAGGACGACAGGAGCGGUGACUGUAUCAUUAUAUCGUCAGAUGAAGAGUCAAUGGAGCUUGAACCACCCGUCACACCCUCUGCCCCGUUAACACCUGGUGCUCAGUUGGAGCUGGAGCUGCAGGACUGGUCUACUCCAUCUCAUAGGGAAGAAACUGAGGAGAACGAGUUCACAUCCUUUCAGCAAGAAAUACGUGAUUUAGAUACCAUGAUGGAGCUCCAACCCAGCAAACCCCAGGAGAUUCUUCAUCCCCUGUCGCCUAUUGGACUCCCAGCAGCAGAGCCACACCUCGAUGUGGAAAUGGAGAGCCCUGAAUGGAGGAUAGAGCCACUUGAGAACAUGGAAAACCUGAGGCCUCUAACCCCUUCAGGCUACGUAUUGGACAGUGACCCUGACCUUCUGUUAGGAAGUAAGCCAACAUCUCCAGCUGUGGAGGAGGUGGAACGACCACAAACACCAGGCAGGGGGAUAGUGGAAGUACUGGAAAGGGAGGACUCUGCAGAAGAAGUCCUCUCUCUCUCUCCAACAAGCUCUGAGCUUGUUCUUGCUCUCUCUGAUCCCCUGCCAUCAUACCCAUCAUAUCAGGAAAGGCCUAAAACUCCUGGUAGAGAGGACAGAAGAUGGACUCUCUGCAGCUCAGUUAGAGCUCCAGCAACACCAGGCAGAGAGACCAUCUUGUCAGGAAGUAGCACAGUGAUGUGCCCAAAUCUUUGCAGCCCCCCUCCUGUGCCAUCCAACCCAUACAUCACAGCCCCAAAGACUCCAGGACGGGACAUAAUCCUACCUCCAAGAGCCAUAGUCCACAGAAGGAAAACUCAAACAACCACCUCACAGCCUCUGUUCUGCGAGUCCCUCAUGGGUUCCUCUCCCUUGAGCCCAUCUGAGUCCUCAUCUGACUCUGCUGAUGGGAGGCCCAUGUGGAUCAGGUCAGGUGUGAGGAUGAAGCCUCUGCAGGGACUGGAAAACAUGCCCGGACUUCUAGAUGAGGAGAAUAGGAGAGAGACAGAGAAAUCCUCACUGAGGAGAAAACAUCUGAGGAGGCUAAAGAGGAGAAUCUUUAAAAGACAGAAAUACCUUAAAAGAAUCACAGGUCCGCCUCGUUCCUCUUGUUGCCGUCCUAACAGGUGGAGUUCACUCCGUGAGGAGAGGAGGAUAAUUCAUCGGGUUUGGAAGGAGGGCCUGGAUGAGGAAGAUUCGAGGCUGCUGCAGUGCACAUACGAAAAGUUACAGGAGGAGGAUAAUGGCUUUGGGUGGCUGAAUGACACCCUGUGGAUACCUCACCCUCUGACCAAAGUUGUUCCUGAGACAAGUGAUGAACACAAUCCCUGGCUUCCCCACCACAGGACUGGCUCUGCUCGCAGUGAAGGAUUCUACAGAAUCAGCAAGACAGAUAAAUUAAAGUAUCUCAUCAACACAAUGCUGACCACUGAGCUUCCAUCUAGGAGUACUCAGGGGAAGUGCAUCCCAGCCCAGCAGCCGACCUCCCUGCGAGCUGGAUCAGACUUCAGGUCUGAACAGCGACGUCUGCUGUCCUCGUUCAGCUGUGACAGUGACCUGGUCAAGUUCAACCAGCUAAAGUUCCGGAAGAAGAGAAUUCGUUUCACCCGGAGUCAUAUCCACGAGUGGGGCUUGUUCGCAAUGGAGCCUAUAGCAGCAGAUGAGAUGGUGAUUGAGUAUGUGGGCCAAAUCGUCAGACAGGUCAUUGCUGACAUGAGGGAGCAGAGGUACGAGGAGGAGGGCAUUGGGAGCAGCUAUUUGUUCCGGGUUGAUCAGGACACCAUCAUUGAUGCUACUAAAUGUGGGAAUUUGGCCAGAUUUAUCAACCACAGCUGCAAUCCCAACUGUUAUGCAAAGAUCAUCACUGUGAACUCUCAGAAAAAGAUAGUGAUUUACUCCAGGCAGCAGAUAAGCGUGGACGAAGAGAUCACGUACGACUACAAGUUUCCCAUUGAGGACACAAAGAUUCCUUGUUUAUGUGGAGCAGAUAGCUGCCGUGGCUCCCUGAACUAAAGAAGUGUCCUGAUUAUGUGAAGAGCCAAAGUAGCCCGGCGGUAGUGCACAAUGUAAACACAGACACUAAAGAUGUUUGAAAGCAUCCAUUUUUAAUAUGUGAAAAAUAAGCAGUCAUUAAGUG